AUGAAGAGGUCAAGUAUUGACACAAGGGUGGAGAGACUUUUGAGGUUCGAGGAGGAGAAGAAGGGGUGGAAAGAUAUUGAGAAAUCCUCGAAGAGCCUGAGGUUGGAUAAGUCUGAAGAUUCAGCAGGGGUUAAGAGAGAAGGAAUUGAAGGACUAAAUGUUCCUUAUAAUAAAUCUGUCCUGAAAGUUAAGUCUUUCUUCCAAAAUGGGCCGAAGAGUUAUAUUAAUAAAUAAAUAUGGAAGAAGGGCUGGUGGAGAAGACAUGUAUUUGCAAGAAAGUGGGCAUAUCAGUUAUUUUCAUAAGAUGAUUUAUGAUUACCACAAACAACAUUCUCAAGAAAGAAGUAACAAGGAUGUACAAAGAGCUAUCCAGAGACCGACAAAAUUAUUUAAAAAUUUUAAGAUAGAUAAAAUAAAACAGAGAGAGAAGGGUAACUUAAGGAAGAGGAACAACAAGAUUUCAAUAACGAUUUCUAACCCUCCAAAGCCUCAAGUAUUUCAGAAUUAUUCUGUGAACUCGAGAAAGCCUAGGAAAUCAUCUAUGCUAUCAAAUUCAUCUGGGAUGAUAAAUACUCCAAUGAGCUCUGCAUAUUCAAAUGAGACUUCUUUCCAACUCGAUUCAUCAAAAUCUGCGUAUUCUCAGGUAAUUCAGUGGGCAAAGAAAUCUGAAGUGUUUGGUAACAGGAUUGCCAAGAUUCAGCAUUUUCAUGAAAAAUAAGGCAAAAAGAAGAAGCAUCAAUACAAUUAAUCAAACCAGACAAGCCUUUGGGAAGUUCUUCACUACAAAGAUCUUUGAUGCUCUAGCGAGAGAUGGUCAUCUACCAGCAGAGCUGGUCCAGAGGAACAAAGCAAGAAUCAAGCGUUAUCUUGAAGAGAAAUUCAAUGAAGAAGAUAAGUAUGGGGGUGAGCAGGACCAAAAUGGAUAUUUUGGAUAUGAAGACCCUGAUUUCUGGUACAGACACGGGUUCCACCUAUCUAAGGAGAAACACAUUGGGAGAAUAAAGAAUGUUAGAAAGAAAAUGGCUAAAGAGUUUUUAAAGGGGCAUGAAAGUUGGGAGAUUCUGUAUGGAAUCUCUCUAUGAAACCUUAUGUUAGGCAGAUAUAAAGAAUCUCUUGAUAUGAUCUAUCAAGUUUCUGCUAUGAAAAAGCAUUCUGAUAGAUUUAAAGCAAAAUUUUUGUAUCUAGCUGCUCUAAAUAACCGUAAAUUGGGUUAUUAUUCAGAUGCUAACGUUGUCUAUAACCAGUUAUAAUCAAGAUUACUAAAUACGAAGACGGCAGAUACUUAAUCAAGUACACUAUGGGGCUGAUCUUAGUCCCAUUAGUUGAAGACAGGAAUAAAAUAACAGGCCUCAUAGAAAGUCUUUCAGAACUCAUUGAUUUUUACUGUAUUGAUGAACCUCAAGAUUACAUUAGUGUCAGUUAUAGCUAUGAAGCAGAGAAAUGGCUGUUUAAGGAAAAUGCUAUAAGUUACCUCAAAACAUUAAAGUUUUUCGAAAGAUUCACAACAGAGGAAUUAGGCAAAGAUGUUCUUCCGUUCUUAAAGCUUAAAAAGUAUAAAUAAAGAUGAAAUCAUUUUCCCUGAUGGAAAGCAUGUCUAUAUUAUCAUCAGUGGAGAUGUAAUUUUGAGGUCUCAUGAGGAAAAGAUCUCACCCUGAAAAAUUCUCGCAAGAUUUAGACAAGGCGAUGUUAUUGGAUCUGAGUGAGAUCUCCCUCAAAAUUUAAAAUUGAAAGAUGAAGGCGAAGUUGAAAUAGCUGAAACUUUGAAGGUAGAGAAUUGGUGAGUAGUCAGGUGACCAACAGUGACAGCAGUGCUUAAAAUAGAAGAUUUUAAUAGAAUAUUUGACAAAAUAUCUAGAAUUAGGGACAGAUUUGUAAAGAUACCAGAAAUCCAAUCUAUUCAUCUCUUCACUCAUUUAUCUAAAAUUACACUCCACAGGAUCUUGGAUAUUAUGAAGGUGGUAGAACUUCCUGCUGGGGCUUUAAUAUCUGCUCAAACAAAGAGUUCAAAAUUUAACUUUGCUUUUCUCAAUUACAACAUGAAGAAUUCAAUUAUAUCAAUUGAUAACAAAUAAACACAUUAGUACUGAUGCUGACAUUCUGAAUCGUAGGAACAUUUCAUUUGUGAUGAGGAUCUUUAAGAAAGAAACUCCUGAAGCUAGUGAGGAGUCUAUCCAUAGUGAUAGUCUGUCUGAUGAAUCCUUCUUGGGUCCUCCCAAGAAAGCAAAGCAAUCCUUUUCUAAGUUAAAUACUUUCUCUGUCAGUAAAUUGAGCAAGGUUGAGUUUGUGAAUAAGCCUAAGCAGCUUAAAAGAAGAGUUGCAGUCAGAAUGCCCAUACACAAAACAUUUGAUAGUGAAAAUGAUGGGGUCUAUAUUGUAUCUGACGGUAUAUGUGUGUGAAAAUAACAGAUCUGAUAAUUUUGAAGUCACCAAACUAGUAAGAGGGGAUUAUUGGGGAGAAGGCUCUAUUCUUACUAGAAAAGACUUUACAGAAUAUGGUGAUAUAUUCGCCGAAACCCAAGUCGAGCUCAUGUGGAUCCCCAUUAAUGAGUUUAAACAGCUAAAUGUAUAUGAGCUCUUCAUUAUGAUGACUCAGGGUCGCCCUGAGAAGUAUAUCGGUGUUGAAUACACAAUAAAGGAAAGGUAUGAAAAUAAGCGCAAAUCAAGAUUUUAA
Molecule: messenger RNA, 2671 nt
Organism: Moneuplotes crassus
Lineage: Eukaryota; Ciliophora; Spirotrichea; Euplotida; Euplotidae
Source: the annotation of a GenBank genome assembly